Halichondria panicea is the source of this 2030-nucleotide messenger RNA. RefSeq names its product GATOR1 complex protein NPRL2-like. Gene Ontology annotation, cellular component: vacuolar membrane; GATOR1 complex. The transcript is spliced from 11 exons. Gene Ontology annotation, molecular function: GTPase activator activity. The coding region runs from base 210 to 1304 and encodes 364 amino acids. The record is from RefSeq and is a predicted model, not a curated record. NCBI's taxonomy places the organism in Eukaryota, Metazoa, Porifera, Demospongiae, Suberitida, Halichondriidae. Gene Ontology annotation, biological process: cellular response to amino acid starvation; negative regulation of TORC1 signaling; positive regulation of autophagy.
GACCUCCAUCAACCACGUGGAGUAGUACCAGAGCAGAGCUAGAGGUAUCUACCAGAGUACUCUGAGAUAUAGUUGACUGUACGUGUACAUGGUAGAUCUAGACCAGCUAGACUAGACAGGCCGGUUUAACUUCUUUCUUGUUUGUUGGAUGGGCUCCAUUAUUCCUCUUUGCUGUUUUCUGUGAUCCAAGUGAGUGAUCUGUUGCUGGGAUGAACUUCUCAGAUGAGGUGAAGUGUGUCUUCUUCAGCGAGUUUCAUCACAUUGCUGGACCCAAGAUCACUUGUCAGGUUCCCACUGACUUCCCUCUAAGAGACGCCUUUGAUGAAGUCCAUGAUCUGAUAAUCACCAAGCCACAGCUUUACGACAGACUCAUAUCAGUAGAUGUUGCCGGGUAUCGAGUGGUGGGCUGCCCUAAGUGCAUUGAUGAUAAGAAGUACAAAAGAAAUGCAUUCAUAUUCAAUUUUGUGUUCGUUUUUGACUCCUCCACUGACCACACCCCCUAUGAGCCGCUCAUACAGAAGAUUGGAGAAGCCUUCAGAACGUAUGAGCUGGAAAGCUCCUUCCUGUCUGAGGACACACCACAGAAGGUGGCCAAACUCUCACACAUCCUCACCACCAUCAGAGACAGACUCAACACAUGUGGAUUCUGCACCAUCAACAUUGAUGCGACCAAUGAUCUCCAUCUGAAGAUUGUGCCCUUGCUUCAAGAGCCACCCACUGUACUCAGCUAUCACGUUCCUAUCUUCACGUGUACUAGGGAAGACAUUACUAACGUAUCAUGGGACCUAACGAUUGAACAGAUACUACCAUAUGUGAAUGGGUUCAACCAUAUCCAAAAGAUAGCUAUGGAGUCUGACGUUAACAUUGACAUUGUCAUGAUAUGUGUGCAGCAUCUUAUUGUGUACAAAUUUGUCAAGUUAAUCAGCAUUUUUCAGUACUCAAAUAUGUACGUGUGUCUGCCCAAGGUAAAGACACUACUCACUAAUACUAACCUGCAGAGUGAGUGCCUUGACUAUGUGGCCAUGGAAGGCUCCACCCCCAAAGCAUCUGAUGUGUUCAGACUGUUUUGUAGUUUGGAGGCGGGGCUCACAGUUCGCGACCUUUGUAACAGAAACGAUCUCAGUGCAAUGGGAAUCAAUGAAAGGAUGCUGGUUCAGUUCGGUCUGAUGAGAGAUUUGAUUCGUCGACUACAGAAGUACCCGGUGCUCGGUCCCACGGUGGACAUUGAGGAGGCCCCUCCCCUUCCAGAGCUACAACCACUCACAGAGUUUGCUAAUCUGAUUGCAUGCCUGUUUGAGAGUUAACCAGAGUUUCAUUAACAGUGUCCUAAGAAGAAAGACAUUAAUCUAUAGACUCAGUGUACAUCCCCUCUUUUGUAGGUAAUCUUCCUUUGUCAUUGUGUCAUGGUGUGUGACUGUCACAUUUUCUUGCAGUGCUUCUGUACAUUUACAAUCAGCUGUUAAUGUUCUACUACUUCUCAAUAAUAAAUUUUUUUGUCGUUCAAAAUGUAGACCAUUUCCACAUUCGAUUUGGUGCUGUAAUUAGAACAACGUUUCUUUUGUUGGCUUUACCUAUGCAUGAUUUAAUAAACUUGAGUUGUCAGUUCUUUAACAAUUACCCUGGCUAUAAGAUUUAUAAUUAUAGAACGGGUUUUUGAAAGUCAAUUAACAUUCUCAUGGAUUACAUUUCGAUCACGAUAAUCUGUCUGUGUUAAAUCUAGCCACGGAAAUAGCCAAUUCAGAGGAGGCGGGACGUGUGUCAUCAGUCACAUGGCAAUGGAAUGUGUGGCAUAUAAUGUUUAUGUUAGGCUCUUGACCUUUAACCUUUCCUUACAUUUCAGUGUAGCUAAGGUGCCUGUGGUAGAUCUACUGUUGUGCUCUCUAGCAAGCUCACAUCACCUUCUAGUAAUCUCGAAUAUUGUAAACUGUUAUGGAAGACGGUAGGUAACCAACCUGAGUUAACCUCCCUAGACUGCUCUCCGUAGUAGCUUAUAUACAGUAAAAACCACUAGGUUUGAUGGUGAAUUUCAA